UUCUAGGUUAAAAGUCCUGCUCGUAUUCGCAGCAGCGGCAGAAAGUUGACGGAGUGUUGAGGCAGUAAGUUUGGUGUUUGGCUGCGUGCGCGGUUGUGUUUAGAUGUGGGUGUGAAUAAACCGCGCGGUGAGGGCUAGGAGUUCAGGCUCCGGGGGAACGACGUGGUUCUGUGGAGCUUUAUUCACCCGAAAUGACAUGUAACCGUGUAGCUUAGUUUAGCUAGGUUAGCUAACCGGCUAACUAGCUUUAGCUGACAGUUAGCCCAUAGCUUAGCUUAGCUUCGCUUGUGUCAACACUGUCACAGUGCAGCAGCAGCAGCUCUCUCUCUGAUAUGAAAUUUAUUUAUUACGUUAAUUUCGCUACUUAACAGCUAGUUUUUUUACCUCAGGAUUGUAAGUUACUAAAUGCGAGUUACAGAACUGUAGCAGUAUAGCUGCUGAAUUGACAUGUUAGUAGUGGGGUUGUAGUUAACCUAAGGUUAACUGCCUUUAACCAGAGUUAAACCAGAUUAAUGACAGUUAUUUGUAGUUUUACUUAACGUACUUUACAAUAAGAAAACAGGCUGCUGAAUGAUUUAUCUGGCCUUAAAAGGAUUGUCAGUUUUGAAGACUAUGUCUGGAGUGAAACAACGUAGUACAUACAAUUUAAACACAAUUAAAACGGAUUAUUCCUAGAUAUUGGAGGUAUUUUUAACUCCAGAUAAAAAAAAAAAGAGUCUACAUAUUGAUUUAGUUAGUUUUUAUUGUGAUAUUUACUUAUUGGACAAUGAGUAAAGUGAUAAUGAGAACUAUAAAACAAUUAUUGCAGGUAUAAUUUGCGAAGGAUUCUAGGUUUACUUGUCGAGACAUAAAAAAACGUUAGAUCAUGUUUGGAAUGAGAAAAAACAAUGAGAAAAGUAAAAAUAAAAACUCAUAAAAUAAGUAUUAAAACAUAGAUUUUGGAUAUGUUAUUACUUUAGAGAAAAAAAGAAAAACAACAGCCUUAAAAUUGAUUUUGGAUUUCUGGACUAAAAAGUGUUUUUAUAACUUUUUAGACUAUAUCUGGACUAAAGUAGUGAGUCGUGCAGAAGAAUGCUUAGCUAUUGUCAAUUGAAAGUCACAUACAUUUGUAGUGAAUAGUUGUAGUUAGUUGUAGAGGUGGGCGAUAUGGUAAAAAUGAUAUAUUGCCCGAUUUAAAAGCAAUUUAAUGAUACGUGAUGUAUCACCAAUUUUUUUUUCAAUUCUGCGUACAGUGAUUUUUAUUUAUUCUCUAUUUCCUGCACUAACUUUUGUAAUGAAAUGUUCAGCAGGACAAUAUUUAUGAAGCACUGACCGUGUUCAAGAUAAAGUCAGUUACUAUAAAGCAUUGUCAUAUUGCCCGCAACUAGUUGUUGUAAUGAUGAGCGGUUCCAAGCCAGAUAUCCUGUGGUCUCCACAUCACGCGGACCGCUAUGUGAUCUGCGAUUCCGAGCUCAGUCUCUACAGAAUUGGUGCUGUUGGGACUUCAGAGGCCAAAGCUGGAGCGCUGCCGCUGUCUCAGGAGACGGCAGCCACUUUGCUGGCCAUCAACUCCGACACCCCGUACAUGAAAUGCGUGGCCUGGUACCCGAAGCACGAGCCCGAGUGUCUGCUGGCUGUCGGUCAGGCCAACGGCAGAGUGGUGCUCACCAGCCUUGGCCAGAGCCACAACUCCAAAUGCAAGGAGCUGGUGGGGAAGGAGUUUGUGCCCAAACAUGCCAGACAGUGCAACACCCUGGCCUGGAACCCUGUGGACAGCAACUGGCUGGCAGCUGGUCUGGAUAAGCACCGGGCCGACUUCUCUGUCCUGAUCUGGGACAUCAGCAGUAAGUAUUCUCCAGAGGCCGUGCCGGCCGAGAAGCUCCGUCUGUCGGGGGAUGCCGAUUCCGGGAUGGUGGUAACGAAGCCUCUGUAUGAGCUGGGGCAGAACGACGCGUGCCUGUCCCUUUGCUGGCUGCCUCGAGACCAUCAGAAGCUGCUACUGGCUGGUAUGCACCGCAACCUGGCCAUCUUCGACCUGCGCAACACCAGCCAGAAGACCUUCGUCAACACCAAGGCUAUCCAGGGAGUGACUGUGGACCCGUACUUCCCAGACCGGGUGGCGUCCUUCUUCGAAGGCCAGGUGGCAAUCUGGGACCUGCGCAGGUUUGAGAAGCCCGUCUUUACAUUGACCGAACAGCCCAAGCCUCUGACCAAAGUGGCCUGGUGCCCCACGAGGAUGGGGCUUCUGGCUACUCUGACGCGCGACUCCAACGUCAUCCGCUUAUAUGACAUGCAGCACGCCCCCACGCCCAUCGGCGAUGAGACCGAGCCCACCAUCAUCGAGCGUGGGGUGCAGCCGUGCAGCGAGAGCGUCAUCAGCAGCUUCGCGUGGCAUCCGUCCACCCAGAACCGCAUGGUGGUGGUGUCCCCCAACAGGGCCAUGUGUGACUUCACAGUGUUCGAGCGCAUCUCUCUGGCCUGGAGCUCCACCACCUCUCUAAUGUGGGCGUGCGGGCGACACCUGUACGAGUGCACUGAGGAGAGCGGGGAAGGCGGAGCUGCUGAAAAGGACAUUGCCACUAAGAUGAGGGAGCGCGCUCAGUCGAGAUACGGCCACGACACCGUCCAGCUGUGGAGGAACCACCUGCUGGCUGGAGGGAAUGACCCUCACCUGAGGUCCCUCUGGUACACUUUGCACUUCAUGCAGCAGUACACUGAAGAUCUGGAACAGAGGCAACAGGGAAACAAGCAGUCUCUGAUCUAUGCAGGCAUCAAGAACAUUGUCAAAUCCAGCUCUGGCACUACAGAGACUCGGCGCUGCUGGAAGGGUUCAGACAGGCCUACAGAUGUUGCUCAGUAUCACAGUGAGGAGCGCAGUCUGGCCCUGCAGCUGUGCGGCUGGAUCAGCCGUGGGCCAGAAAUCGAUGUGGAGCCUUUCCUGAGGUCCUUGGAGCAGGAGGGCGAGUGGGAGAGAGCUGCCUCUGUUGCCCUAUUUAACCUCGACAUCCGUCGUGCCAUUCAGAUCCUCAACAAAGGAGCAUCAGCGGAAAAAGGUGACCUGAACCUGAACGUGGUGGCCAUGGCUCUGUCAGGCUACACGGACGAGAAGUCGUCUCUGUGGAGGGAGAUGUGCAGCUCUCUCAGGCUGCAGCUGAAGAAGCCCUACCUGUGUGUGAUGUUUGCUUUCCUCACCAGUGAACCGGGGUCCUACGACGCAGUGCUGUACGAGAGUCGUGUGGCUGUCCGAGACAGAGUGGCCUUCGCCUGCAUGUUCCUUAAUGACAAUCAGCUGCCUCGUUACAUAGACAAGUUGACAAACGACAUGAAGGAGGCAGGAAAUCUGGAGGGUGUUCUGCUGACAGGACUGACGAAAGACGGUGUGGAUCUGAUGGAGAGCUAUGUAGAUCGAACAGGAGACGUGCAGACGGCCAGUUUCUGCAUGCUUAGGGGCUCCACAGCUGAGGUGGUGAAGGAUCCGCGAGUGCAGUGCUGGAUUGAGAACUAUCGCAACCUCCUGGAUGCCUGGAGGUUCUGGCACAAACGAGCUGAGUUUGACAUCCACAGGAGCAAACUGGACCCCAGCUCCAAGCCUCUGGCUCAGGUGUUUGUGAGCUGUAACUUCUGUGGAAAGUCCAUUUCCUUCAGCUGCUCUGCAAUGCCCCACCAGGGUCGUGGCUUCAGCCAGUAUGGGGUCAGUGGCUCCCCCACCAAGUCCAAAGUCACCAGCUGCCCGGGCUGCAGGAAGCCACUGCCGCGCUGUGCUCUCUGCCUGAUGAACAUGGGGACGCCAGUGUCCUCCUGCACAGCAGGUCCAGGGAAGUCUGAUGAGAAAGUUGAUCUGCCAAGAGAUAAGAAACUCGCCCAGUUUAAUAACUGGUUCACCUGGUGCCACAACUGCCGCCACGGAGGCCAUGCUGGCCACAUGCUAAGCUGGUUCAGGGACCACAGUGAGUGUCCGGUGUCGGCCUGCACCUGCAAAUGCAUGCAGCUGGACACCACAGGCAAACUACAACCAUCAGACUAUGUAUAGCGAUAAAGCUGCUCAAACUCCACCUCCAUUCUCCUGAGGAAGCGCACUCGUGGCAGCGGUAAGCCUAUGGCAGGUUCAGGGGUACCUGCCUACCCGCCGCCUGCCAGUCUGCCAGUCUGCUGCUCCUGGCCAGCAGAGAGCUGUACGUAUCUACCUCCUCAGGUUCUCCGAGACGAUGCCAUGGAUGAGAGAUGAACCAUGUGGAGAGCUGGAAUGAGACUGUACCAACAAAUCAGAUACAGAGAGGAAGAAAAAUCAGCAAUAUGGGUUUUUUUUUUAAUGGAACAACUUUAUUACCUCAAUAUUACUGACGAACACAAGCUGAAUGUUAAUGUUACCCACAGUACUAAUCCUGUUCUUCUUCUUCUUAUUAUUAUGAGGGUUUUCUUGAAUGUUUUAAGUGUUUUCUUAGAACACAGUUUGUGAGUGUGUUUAUUUUGAGCUUGUGGUAAUGUUUAGAAGGGUUCUGAAUCACUGAAUUCCCAGGGAAUUUUAUUGUAUACAGCUGUUUGUGACAAUUAUAACAACUCCACAAAUGUUUUGAAGUGCCAUUUUAUUAACAUAUGCAAAAACCUGUACCCCACCAAUCCGUGAAAUGACAGCAAAUGUUAAACAGGUGCCGGUGUACAGGAUCUUUUAGUUGUGGAGAACGUUUAAUACACCAACCUUACCACACACCA
Molecule: messenger RNA, 4689 nt
Organism: Astyanax mexicanus (Mexican tetra)
Lineage: Eukaryota; Metazoa; Chordata; Actinopteri; Characiformes; Acestrorhamphidae
Gene: mios
Product: missing oocyte, meiosis regulator, homolog (Drosophila)
Exons: 11
Coding region: 1376-4009 (877 amino acids)
Biological process (GO): positive regulation of TORC1 signaling; cellular response to amino acid starvation
Cellular component (GO): cytoplasm
Molecular function (GO): protein binding
Source: RefSeq, a predicted model, not a curated record